Ipomoea nil (Japanese morning glory) is the source of this 2414-nucleotide messenger RNA. RefSeq names its product LRR receptor-like serine/threonine-protein kinase FLS2. Bases 38 to 1546 code for a protein of 502 amino acids. Gene Ontology annotation, molecular function: protein binding. The transcript is spliced from 3 exons. Lineage: Eukaryota; Viridiplantae; Streptophyta; Magnoliopsida; Solanales; Convolvulaceae. The record is from RefSeq and is a predicted model, not a curated record.
ACCGGGCAGCAGGAUUAGAAAGAACAGUCAUCUCCAAAUGUUGCACUUAAAUAACAUCUCUUCUGAUAUGAACAAAUUACUACAAUCUUUGGCUGCAUUUCCAUCAAUUAAGACACUUGAAUUACAGGAAAACAAUCUUACAAAUAUUGAUGCAAUUCAUGCACUGAGAAACUUGAGCAACCUGGAAGAGUUGAUUCUUGACUACACUUAUCUCCAUAAAGACUUUCUUCAAAGCAUUGGAUCAAUGAACAUGCUCAAAGUGUUGUCAUUAUAUGGAGCCCAAUUAGGAGGUACUUUACCUAAUAAAGGUUGGUGUGAACUAAUGAACCUUCAAAAGCUCAGAUUUGGUGCAAACCAGUUUGAGGGAAUGCUCCCAUCAUGUAUGAGAUAUUUGACAUCUCUUCAGUUGGUUGAUCUCUCUCUAAACAAGUUUGUUGGAAACAUUGAUUCAUCCCCACUUUCAACCCUCAUUUCACUUGAAACUCUUUCAAUUUCAAAUAACUCCUUUGAAGUGCCCACCUCAUUCAAGUCUUUUGCUAACCAUUCCAAACUUAGGAUCUUUGAAGCCGAUGGAAAUAAAGCAAUUGUUGAAACUGAGUGGCAUCUUUUAGUGCCUAAGUUCCAAUUAGAUAUCUUUACCAUGUCAAAUUGCAUUGGCCUUCUAAACUUGCCUAGAUUUCUUCAUUACCAGCACAAUUUAAAAGUUCUUCAGAUCACUAGAAACAAUUUGGAGGGAGAAUUUCCUAAUUGGUUGCUACAGAACAACACAAAACUUGAAGAAAUUUUUAUGAACAACAAUGCUUUCACAGGAAUCCUUAAGUUGCCAUCACAUCUUAACCUUUACAUGGGGGUGAUUGAUUUCUCCAAAAACAAGUUAAGUGGAGAAAUUCCCAACUUAAGUUCAACAUUUCCAAAUAUAUGGAUACUAAACCUCUCCUACAAUUUGUUCAAGGGUGAGAUACCUUCCUAUCUUGGCAAUUUGAACCAGUUGGAAUUGUUGGACUUGUCAAACAAUUCAUUGAUAGGUGAAAUUCCAAAGGAGAUGUUGAUAUAUUGCCACUCUUUGAAUUUUCUCAAACUAUCAAAUAAUAAGUUGGAAGGAGGAAUAAUACAAGAAUUUGCCUACUCAUCAUCGCUCUGGUACUUGUAUCUUGAUGGUAACAAUUUCACAGGCACCAUAUCGGAUAGCCUUUCUAAUAUCUCCCUGUGCUCUUUGGAUAUUAGUGGCAACAAUCUUUUUGGAAAAAUUCCAAGUUGGAUGGGUCAUAUGACAAGCUUACAACAACUCUCGAUUUCUAAGAAUCAUCUUGAAGGUCCAAUUCCUAUAGAGUUGUGUAAGCUUGAAAUCCUCAUUCUUCUAGACUUAUCAGAGAACAAUAUAACAGGGUCAAUUCCAUCUUGCCUCAACCCAUACUACAUAAGACAUGUUCGCCUUGGUAAAAAUCACUUGAGAGGUCAACUCACGCAGGCAUUUUUGAAUAACACUGCCUUAGUAAUACUUGAUCUCAGUGAUAAUGGCUUUGUUUUCCUAUUCCAGAUUGGAUAGGCAGCAUCUCCAAAUUGAGCAUUCUUCUCCUCAAAGGAAAUCAGUUUGAAGGUAAGAUUCCAAUUCAAGUAUGCCAACUUAUGAGACUAAGUUUAUUAGAUUUAUCUAAUAACCAUCUUACUGGUCCUAUACCCCAUUGUCUGGGUAAAUUGAGUCUGGAGGUGACUGAUGAAAAAAUCACAACCAUCAAAAUGCUAUCUUAUUUUUCCCAAAUUGAGCCUAUGUUCACAAUUUCGCUCCCAGCAAAUGUUGUUCCUCCGGAGGUGGAUUUCACAACAAAAGGAAAUUUGUAUAACUAUGAAAGUAGCAUCCUCAAAUAUAUGUCUGGAAUCGAUCUAUCUGCAAAUAGACUCAUUGGUGAAAUUCCAAAUGAGUUUGGAAACUUAACAAACUUAUCAUACAACAAUCUUAGUGGCACAAUCCCUGAAACAUUUUCAAGAUUGCAUAAUAUCGAGAGUCUAGAUCUUUCGCACAACAAGUUGAAUGGGAGAAUUUCCAACGCAUUACUUAAGCUCAACACAUUGGAGGUCUUUAGUGUUGCAUACAACAACUUAACAGGUGCAAUACCAGAACAAAAAGCUCAAUUUGGAACAUUCGAUGAAAACAGUUACCAAGGCAAUCCUUAUCUUUGUGGACCGCCAUUGCGUACUAGUUGCAGCAACAUCAAGUCACCACCAUCUCCAUUGCCAUCUAACUCUGAUGGUAAGAGUGAAGAAAAUAAUGGUGUAGAUCUAGAGGUUUUCUACAUUAGCUUUGGUGUAUCAUAUGUUAUUUUUUUGUUAGGAACAAUCUUGGUGUUGUAUAUAAAUCCUUAUUGGAGAAAUACAUGUCUUCAAUAUAUUGAGGUCAUUGUAUAUAAGUGGUUUGG